CGGAGUUUUUGGGUGGUUGACUUGUUGGGUUAGAUUUUGGUUUUACCGAUUUCGUUCGCCACUUCGCGUCUCGCACUCUCACUCGCCGGGCAGCAUCUCGACCCCUCAGCUCCCUGCGCCUCUUCUUCCAAGAUGGAAUUCUUGGACGAAGAAAGUAGGCCAAGGUUUCUUUUCCAAUCUCGCGUUUCCUCGUCUUCAACCUCCGCUCCCGAAAUCCAAAAAUUCAAUAAGCCUUUAAUUUUCGUCUGCGCUUCGAUUUCGUCUCUCCUCUCCGCUCACGCUUUCUUCUUCCUUCAGUCCGAAAUCCUUAGAUUUAUUCUAAUCUGGUUUGCGCUGUCUCUUCUCGUUGGCCCGUUUGCCCCGAUUGCCAUUACCGGCGGCGACGUUCGCGUCGGUAAUGGCGAGCUUCUCGAACCGUCACCGGAUCCCGAUCAGACGCUCGAACUUGACGAGCCAAAGAAAAGAUUACCUAGCAAUCGUAGACAGAAAGCCAGGAGAUCUGAGGAUUCGGUCUUGAAUUCGCCGUUGCCGGUGGUGGAAACUGUUAGCAAUUCAGAAGAAGUGGAGAAGAAGAGUGGAAGUUCUGUCUGUAAUGAUAAUGGAUCCGUGAUCGAGGAAGAAAAGGAGUGGACCGAUGAGGAUUACGAUUUGCUGAAGAAACAGAUGUCAAAGCACCCCGUUGGAGCGCCGAGACGGUGGGAGUUGAUUGCUGAGGCUUUUCGAGGGCGGCAUGGAUUGGACAGUGUGAUAAAGACAGCGAAAUCGUUGUCCGAGAAGAAACCAGGUGGUGGGGAUUCCUUCUCGCAGUUUCUGAAGCAGCGGAAACCUUUGGACAAGCGGAUCCAAGCCGUUGAUGGAGAAAUUCCGAGUGGCUCAACGGAUUGUGUCGAGGCUAAGAAAGAGGGCGGGGGUUCAAAUUGGAGCUCUGGAGAAGAUAUUGCUCUCCUCCAUGCUCUCAAGGUAUUUCCAAAAGAUGUUUCAAUGAGAUGGGAGAAGAUCGCAGCUGCGGUUCCGGGUAAAUCUAAGGCCUGUUGUAUGAAGAGGGUUACCGAGUUAAAAAGAGAAUUUCGUAACUCAAAGGUUUCUACAGAGUCGUAGACGAGAGUAUUAACAACUGGGGGGUUUCAAUUGCUUUCAUUUCUUCAGAAACAUUGACAAGGUAAUUGUUGUAUCAAUACCUGCGAUUAGGUUUUUCCCACAAUCAAAUGUUUUCUAUCUUUUACAUUUACAGGAAGGCUUAUGUGUCUGAAUUUUGGAUUUCAACUUCAUUGAUACUGUUCUAUUAAUCAGAGAGUGGACAUUAACAAGUGUAAACCAUACCACCCGGUUCAUAUCAUGUUAUGACUUGUAAAGAGAGAACCACUGUGAUUGCAUUCAUAAGUUGAUUCAAUAAAAUUUUCCUGUGCGAAUCAUUGUUCA
Messenger RNA from Nelumbo nucifera (sacred lotus), 1419 nucleotides. It is a transcript of the gene MAMYB, whose product is annotated as Duplicated homeodomain-like superfamily protein. Gene Ontology annotation, cellular component: cytosol. Gene Ontology annotation, biological process: regulation of translational fidelity; 'de novo' cotranslational protein folding. Gene Ontology annotation, molecular function: ribosome binding; Hsp70 protein binding. The record is from RefSeq and is a predicted model, not a curated record. Lineage: Eukaryota; Viridiplantae; Streptophyta; Magnoliopsida; Proteales; Nelumbonaceae.